GAAAAAAUCAAUAAUAGUUUGUGGAUCAGUUCGUUCAUCAGUCCUGGAAUUAAAAGAAAACAUGAUUUACAUGAUUACGAUUAUAGUAAAAGAUAGAUAUCGUUGUUAAAAUGUAGUGUAAUCCACGGAUAUGAAUCUAUAGAAUGCAGAAUCUCACAUAGUAAAACUUUGAAUGAUAAAUGUAUCAAUCGCAAUUGUUUACAUUCGUUUUGUAAAUAAAGGAUAAAAUUGCACAAUGAAUGCACAAAAACUGGGGAAAUUGCAAUUGGCUGCUGAAAAAACAUCGGCUGUAGCAAAUGCUGAAAAUUCAAGUGAGCUUGGAAUUAUGCAUCUACGAAAACUUUUUAUAGAGUUUCUCCAGACGAUGGAUGGUCUAGUUGAAAGGGAAAAGGAGCUAAGAUUAUACAACAUGUUGCCCUUAUUUUCCAAAGUUUUUGAAACGAGUCGAAAUAAAGAUCUUCAGGAGAAGUUUCCGGAGAUAUCUCAAUUUUGCCAACAUGUUUCAAAACUUAUGGUGAACGAGAUCAAAAGAAGGGGCUCCAAUCAAAGCACCGAAGCAGCAUCGAAAAAUAUCAUUGAUUUUUUGGAAAUCGAUGAGUUCGAAGAAACUAGCAACGGAUGGAUGUUACUGACUUCAAUUAAUAUCAUGGCAAGCGGUGAAAGAGCACUAAUUCAGAUUAUGACAUCGGCAUCUAUACCGUCGACACUGGUCAAAUGCCUUUAUCUGUUCUUUGAUUUGCCUGAACUGAAUGAAAACGACACCCCUAGCACUAGCAAAUUUACUCCGAAAGAAAGGCGCAUUUUGCUGCAAAAAAUGUUUGUGCAGGUUUUGGUAAGAUUAUGCUCUUAUCCUUACCCUGCAGAGGAAUUGGCUAGGAUGGACGAUCUGUCGUUACUUUUCUCGGCUAUCACGUCACAGUGUCCAUCAUAUAAUGUAAUUUGGCGCAAAUCGGCUGCUGAGGUAUUGACCACAUUAUCACGCCAUGGCCUCACCAAUUUCGUAGUAAACUACCUCCAUAACAAAGGUUGCGUGUCCCUUUGCAUAGAUAACAUGCAACGUUCUUCCCAACUGCAACCCAUAGAAGUCGUAGAAAUGUUCGUUUCGGUGUUUUGCUUCCUAAAAGACUCCAGCGACGUGUCUCAGAUACUGUUAGAUGAUUUCAAAGCUUGUCAAGGAUAUUUGUUUCUAGUUGAUUUUUUGAUAAAGUUAGACCAACAGGAAAAUAAGACUCCAGAUACAGAAGCAGCUAUAAGAAAUUUGGUUUUGAUGAUAGCAUCCUUAUGCAUUUGUGGAUAUAACGAAUUAAAACUAACCGUCAGCAGCAACUCAAUGUUUCAAAUGCAGGGAUUCAAAAUGCCUCAAGUUUCAUCAAGGGGAACUUGUGUCAGGAAUCUACACGCCUUCCAAGUUCUACAAACGGUGUUUUUGAAAUCGAAUAAUACCACUUUGUGUUGUGUCAUAUUGGAUGCUAUUUCAAGUGUAUACCAUUCUGAUAAUGCGAAUUACUUCAUCCUAGAACCACAAAACACUCUGAGCCAAUUUGCAGAAAUUAUUCACUUAAAAAGCACAGUAGUUAGGGAACGAUUCUUCGGACUGCUAGAGUUUAUUGUGUUUCAGCUGAAUUUCGUGCCCUGUAAGGAGCUUAUAUCUGUAUCGCUGUUAAUAAAAUCAAAUUGUUCCAUGGAGUGUAGCAUACUUUGCAUGAAAACAUUGUUGAAUCUGUUGAGGCAUAAUAAUUUGUUUUGUGAUGUUUAUCGAGAAGUCGGAAUACUGGAAGUGCUUGUAAAUUGUUUGAAAAAAUAUAAAUCACUACUGGAAACCGAGCUAACAGAGAGUAAACCACAGGCAGGUGAAGAAGAUGAUAACAAUAUCGUAUUUGGGGAAAUGGUACUUGAAGCUUUGAUUUUAUUACUUAGUGGUAAUAACAACAAUGCAACGGUAUUUCGAGAUAGUGGAGGAUCAAAAUGCAUCCAUGACAUGAUACGUUUUGAAAAAUGUAGAAACACAGCUUUGAAAAUAAUUAAGGAAAUGAUAGUCAACACUGGUGGAGACGAAGACAUGGUAAGGUUGAUAGAAAGUAUGCAACAAACGCCUUUGAAUGAAAUUAAUCUGAAGGUCCAUAUUUUGAAGUCAUUAAUAAACUGUUUGAAAGACAGUCAUCGUACCAGAACGGUAUUCCGAAAGGUCAAUGGAUUUGCACUUCUUAUCAAAACGUUGGAUAUUUUUAAGGAUACUUUCACGGAUACAGCAGAGCGCACAAAUCUUGAACAAUACCUUAGCCUCAUAUAUGCUGUUUGCCAGGCGUUAGCGACAUCAAUGCGUUUUGAACCUGCAAAUGCGAAAUUUUUUCAACAAGAGCUCUGUUCUACUUCGUUCUACAAAGCCAUUCGAAGCUUGGGAUGUUUUUCUACAGUGACUGUUUUGAAACCUGUUAACGUAAAUUUCAAAAGUCUAAGAGAAAAACAAGACGAAUUCUCACGCAUAUUCAUGAGGAGUGCUACAGAUUUAAGCACUUCACUCGAUGAUCCGUUGUCCUUGUCGCUGGUUUGCAUAAUCUAUCGAAUGUUGUACAACAUAGUUCUGGAUAACUUUGAGGUGUCAUCAUUAUCGACAUUUUCGAGCUUAGGAAAUCAACCAAAAACACCUACAAAGCUUGAAAACAUGACUGAAACUUUGCCCGAACAUUCCAAAUCACCGGUCCUCGCCCCUAUUAAUUUAACACCAUUUCAGUCCGAACCGAUAAUAGUCCAUCCUGGAAUAGUGUUAUGCAUGCUGCAAUUACUCCCGGGCGUUGGACACGAUCAAAAUAUUAAAAAAGGUUUUGCACUACAGUAUUAUCUAGCAGAAAUUCUUAAAAGCUUAGUUCGGAGUGAGCGUAAUCAACAAAUCAUGUGUGAAGCUGGUAUGGCUGGAGUAUUGCUUCGCGUAUGCAGAGCUGCGUUAAUAGAAGAACAACAUCUAUUGCAUCUACCGCUGCAAUAUAUAUUCGAAAGAUUGGCAGUUCAAGCAAUUUUACCGAAAGAAUUUAGAGAAUUUCUGCGACUGGGAUUUGCCAUAGAAGGAACUGAGGCAGAUAAACAUAUGGCUAUCCCGUUGACUCGCAUCAAAACUCUCGUAUCGAUGACAACACCUAGAGAUUUCCGUGCGCAUGGAUCCUACACAUUACCACCUUUCGUUGAGCUGGACAUGAAUGCAGAAGGAUUUGGAUGCAUUUUUCUACCCAGUAUUGCACCCCAAUUGCCUGCAGCCGGGAACAAUGGGGAAGUCGAUGGACAGAAUAUUGGUGGCAUUGGCACUGGGGAUCGUUGUUUUCCACCUGUCAAUGGAUUGACAUUUUCAACGUGGUUUUGUGUCGAAAAAUUCUGUGACCCACGGGCGGACUCUCACAGUGUUCGCUUACUUACGGUGGUCAGAACCGUUGCGCGACCUCGAGAAGAAAACUUUAUUUGUUUUAGCGUUUUGCUCUCUGCGAAAGAUAAAGCCAUUCUCACAUCUACACAAGAAAUACUUCUUGAGCAAAAUACUGCUGAAUGGGAACCAGAUUCUCUUGAAGAGUACUGCGCCAGAGUUUACUAUCCAGAUUUAUUGGUUGAAGGCCAAUGGCACCACUUAGUUGUAGUUUUGAAUAAAACUACAACUAAAAGCACAACCUUUUCUCUGUUCAUCGAUGGUCGCCAUAUGAACACCCAAAAAAUGCAAUAUAUUUCAAACAACCCAGGUGGUCACGUUGGCAACAAUAUGAAUACAGCAAGUUCGAUAUACGCAUUUAUCGGAACACCGCCGUUAUGGAGAAGAUAUUCCAGGUUAUGCUGGAAGCAAGGUGUAUGUCACCUCGUCGAAGAUAUUUUCUCAAAUGCAACGGUCAACAAAAUCUAUAACCUGGGUCCUCACUAUUUGGGAUCGUUGCAAGCUCCGUAUAAUGAAAAGUUUACUGAAGAAACAAUCAGCCCUCUCGUGUCUGAAGAGCGCGUUAUAUUUGGUAUGAACUCACGAGCUGUUUCUAACCUUACUUUGGCUAAGAUACGGAAAGUCUAUAGCAGAAUAGACUGUAAAGCGAUCGCUAAACAGUUGGGUAUGAACUCGCACGAUAAUGCAACUCCAAUAAAAAUAUUACACAACUCGGCUGGACAUCUUGCUGGCCCUGCUCGUACUCUUGGUGGAGUAAUGAUCGGUUAUCUGGGCAUACGAUGCUUUAGUCCAAAUCCCGUGUCAGCAAUUAUCUAUACGGUUGGAGGUUGCAGUGUUCUCCUGGGCAUAAUUGCAAUGUCCCAAAGCGUAGAAAGCCUUUAUGCUGGCGUAAAGGCAUUGACGUGUGUGAUUAAAUCGAAUAAAUCCACCCAGCAAGAAAUGGAUAGGAAACGAUAUUACCAAACCUUGGGGAUGAUUUUCAAAAGAAAGAAACACCUACUGAACUCACACAUCCUACAUUUGACCUUCAAUUUAGUUGGUACUGUGAAUAGCGGGCAAGAAACUUCGGCCAUUCCCAACGUCAUGUCUUUCCAGGAUCUUCUAUGUGAUUUUGAAAUUUGGAUAGGGGCUCCUAAUGAUUUACUUAAGUCACUUUUGGAGCAUUUAUUAGAACUUAUAUCCGAGUCCAGUGAAAAACGAACAAACAUUCGAAUCAUGAGGGAUAUGCAGUGCAUAUCCAAACUUCUGCAUAUCCUCGAAGACGUUCACGAACAUCAUACAAGGAACGUUCUUUACAAUUUAUUGGAAAUAUUACUUGGGCCACAGCCUAGAGUAAGUGAUCUACUGUUAUUUGGACAACACUUGGCUUAUUGCAUUCCGCAGCCGACAGAUGAAAAAGACAAAAGUUUGAUCAUUUCUGACUACACAAAAGAUGGCAAUAUAACUUUACAUGACUCAGAGCUUUACAAAUGCAAUGUUUCAUUAAGAAGAAUUAUACUUCGAAAUAGAGGUUUAUGUCUUUUGCAUACUUUGCUGUUCACACAAAAAAAUACAGUGAACGCAGCUAUAGCUGAAGAGAUUUCUAGAGUUCUUGGAUUGGAUUGGUUAAUGCUGUUUAUGCAGCCUCAUAUCAACUCUUCAUCUGUAAUAUGGGCGAUGCGCAUAUUAGUCGUAUUAUGCGCUAAUGAAGGAAUCAUUGGCCAUUUUCGUGAAGGAACGUUGAAUGGUGGAUAUUUAAAAAAUACAGAAGUCGUCUCACAGAAUAAAGUAUCGCUAUUAUUGCCUUCUGCGCAAUCCGUUUCCGUUAACACGAACUCAAAAUCACCGCAAGACCUGAUUGGAUCCCCAUUGCCCAAGUUCAAUGAUGAGUCAAAGCAACAUUUUUAUUACGGUUCUGGUUUCAAUUAUCUCGAGUGGCUGUUGUUGAACCAUAUAGAUAUUCCGGAGAUUUAUUUUCUUUUGACGGCUUUAAUAAUGGGUCAACCUGUAAAAAUCCUUGGAACUGAGCAUACAAAUCUCGACCUUGAUAGAAUUUGGACGUUUCUUUGGGGAACCCCUGUUUCAGGGACUCUCAGCGGGUCAAAUAAUUUGAAAAUUGUACUUUGUCCGGAAGCAGUGAGUAUUUUGCUCAACAUCAUUCGAAAAAUAGUGCACACCACUGUAACCUCCGAAUGGCUACACAAUCACCCAAUAACUAUAAUCCAAGUAUUGUUUUCAUUGUACCACAAUCUUCCUGAUUUUAUGUCUGUAAUGAUGUCUGCUGAAGUUCUAGCUUCGCUCAUAGGAGUGAUAUUUCCAUAUCGAGCAAAUUCGUGUGAUUCGGAGCCUAACAGUAUUUCCUCCCCGUCUGAUGAAUUGAUGUCGUUCCAAGUGAUUGAAAAACGAAUGGCUUCAAAGGACAGAGAAGACAUUUCAGAACACCCGGUACGCAAAUUUGUCAUUGAUUUUUUGCGCGUCAUUGCCGUUGAUUCAUUCAGUCUGGCAUGUAACGGAAAAACAACGCCGGUGAUUGACUGCAUUCUCGACGUUCAAAUCGACAGAGGGACAUUCGAAACCAAAUGCACAUUUCUCACCGAGGUCAUAACUACGCUAAUGGAUCACCUUUUAGCUGCUGAUAUUUUGGUGGGAGAACAGGCUGCCCUACCAAUUGUUCCGUUGCUACAAAGCCAUGUUCAAAAUAUAGCGCCGAAUGUCUUCUACCUAACCGCAAGAAUUGUAGACAAACUUUGGCAAGACAGUCUGUAUAAAGAUCCCCAGGAAAUAUUUGAGUUCAUCAUCAAACUAAUCAGUCAAGCCAAACGAAGAUCGGUCACACUAUCUCUGGACCAGUUAUACCAUUCUUUGAAUAGGUGCAUAUUAUAUCAGCUUUCCCGAACUACAGUCACUGUUCCUGACCAAAUGAUGAUUAUGGAAACUCUGCAUAAACUAACGACAAAUCGACUUAUUAUAUUUGGAGCUGGUAAUCAUGAACUUGAAUUUAUUGGAUGCUUGACAUAUUGCCUAAUGCAGUUAACCGUCAGCGAAAAAAUUCCAUUAGAUGCUAAGAAUUCCAAAGAAGUCAGUCGAACGACAACAUGGCACGUAAAUCCGAUCAUUGAUUCAACCGUCAUCAACGACGAUUCGCUCAAUCAUCAUCAAGGAACCAAUUUGAUUGCAAAUGCAGCAGCACGUGUUUGGGAAGAACUCUAUGUUUGUAAGAAACCGGCAAUUGAGGAAGUUUUCAAAAUAACAUUAACUCCACCAACCCACAAUGCGAAAGCCCCUGAAAUCAUAUCGACCCGCGAACAAAUUUUAGAUUCAGCUACAAAACUUUGGAUCGGAUAUGUUGAUAGCGAAAGAAAAGCACAAUAUCGUGUUCCAUGGGAGCUUCAUAACAAUAUACAAUCAAAAAUUCAGAAAGUGACUGGCAAUCUCACGCGAUUAGCUAGUCGAUCAAAAGUGAAAAGAGACGAACACUCGAAGAUAAAGAUGGAUGCCGGUAUGGAAACUAUAUAUCAGUUGAACAUUGUGAAUCUCACCCUGUUGAAAGAAUUCUGGGAGCUAAGAUCCACUCAACAAAUUCAGAUAGCGCAGCAUACCCAGCGAUAUGUUUACCAAGAAUGGUUACAAUCGGAAGCCGAACUAUUCAGGGAGAGAGGAUUGUGGGGUCCCAAAGGGUCCCUGGCAUUUACCAAAUGGACAUUGGAUACGACAGAAGGUCCACAUCGUAUGCGAAAAAAGAUGAUGAAAAAUGAUUUAUUCUAUGUUCACUAUCCAUACAGGCCAGAGUUAGAAUUAACUGACCAGCGUCAACUCAAGUAUAAGGUAGCGACAAGUUUGGACAGCAAAAAAUACUUCUUGAGCAUGCAAUAUCUUCCUAAGGCUCUUUCAUUACAAUUGGAUCAAGAUCCGGGUAUGAAGCAAACGCCGUUCUUUACGUCGCCAUCGUCUAGUUCCAAUAAAUCUGAGGACCAAAAAGAUACGGAAACAGAACAAGGAUAUGAUCUGGACGAUGACGACGAAGAACUUUCAUCAACACCUGACAAUCAAACUUUGUUAAGAUUACUGGAAGAAAAAGAAAAGAUAUCGCACAUAUUUAGAUGCGCACGAAUCCAAGGUUUAGACACAUACGAAGGGUUACUUCUCUUUGGUAAAGAGCAUUGUUAUGUAAUAGAUGGCUUCACGUUGCUCAAAAAUCGUGAGAUCAGAGAUAUUGACUCGCUACCCAAUGGAAGUUAUGAACCUAUACUUCCGAAUCCGAACCCAAGAAUACCACAUGAAAUGCGCCAGAGCUCCAAAUUUGGCUACGAAGACAUAAGAGAAGUUCAUAAAAGAAGGUACCUUCUCCAGCCGAUUGCACUUGAAGUUUUUUCAGGCGAUGGAAGAAACUUUCUGUUGAGCUUUCCGCGUAAAGUUCGAAACAAAGUUUACCAAAAAUUGAUAUCAGUGGCAACAUCGAUCGCAGAUAAUGCUCAACAAUCAGUGGCCGGACAAAGUCGAUCAGCCAGCGUUGAGCAAACCUCCAGUAUUUUUAGCAGUCUAAUAGGUGAAACUUCAGUCACGCAAAGAUGGGUGCGCGGUGAGAUCUCGAAUUUCCAAUACCUUAUGCAUCUUAAUACUCUAGCUGGAAGGUCGUAUAACGAUUUAAUGCAAUAUCCCGUUUUCCCGUGGAUACUGGCCGACUAUGAUUCUGAAAAGCUAGACUUAACAAACCCGAAAUCAUUCCGUAAUUUUUCAAAGCCGAUGGGAGCUCAAUCGAAGGAUCGAUUAGAACAAUUCGAGAAACGCUAUAAAGAAUGGGAUGAUCCCCACGGCGAAACCCCACCUUAUUUUUAUGGAACUCAUUACAGCUCAGCAAUGAUUGUAUGUUCGUAUCUCGUACGACUGGAACCGUUUACGCAACAUUUCCUGCGACUACAGGGAGGCCAUUUCGAUUUGGCCGAUCGCAUGUUUCACAGUAUUAAAGAGGCCUGGUAUUCGGCAUCAAAGCACAAUAUGGCCGAUGUGAAGGAACUUAUACCGGAAUUUUUCUACCUGCCAGAGUUCCUGUUAAACGAUAACAAUUUUGAUUUUGGCGUGAAACAAAACGGAGACAUUCUAAAUAACGUCGUGCUACCACCAUGGGCCAAAGGUGAUCCUAGAGAGUUCAUUCGAGUGCACCGUGAAGCUCUGGAAAGCGAUUACGUUAGUCAAAAUCUGCAUAUGUGGAUUGAUUUAAUAUUCGGCUAUAAACAACGUGGCCACGCCGCUGUAGAAGCAUCCAAUGUAUUCCAUCAUUUGUUUUACGAGGGAAACGUCGAUAUAUACAGUAUCGAUGAUCCACUGAAGAAGAACGCUACAAUUGGAUUUAUUAACAACUUUGGACAAAUUCCAAAGCAGUUGUUCCGUAAGGCUCAUCCUGCGAAAAGAACCGCUCAUUCCAAACCUUCAAUGUUGGAAGCAAAUUCGGUUUUGUCGUCCGGAGGAAGCGUUCCAAACAAAUUAUUCUUCCAUAAUCUAGAAAACCUUAAACCAAGUAUGACACCAGUCAAAGAAGUAAAAGGUCCUGUUGGUCAUAUAAUUCAAGUAGACAAAUGUAUAUUGGCGGUAGAGCAAAACAAAAUUUUAAUGCCAGCAUCAUACAAUCGAUAUAUAGCAUGGGGCUACGCUGAUCAUUCGAUACGCGUUGGGAUGUAUGACACCGAUAGAGCCAUGUUCGUAUGUGAGAGCGUUGCCCCGGAUUCGGGUGAAAUUCUUGCUUGCGCGUGCCCCAAUCCGAAAACAAUUAUCAUGGCUGGCACUAACUCUAUUCUAACUGUCUGUGAUAUAGACUAUAAGCACAAACAAUUAUAUGUAAAGCAUACGCUGCAUGGCCAUACUGACGCGGUAACAUCGUUGGCCACCAGUACGGCCUUCAAUAUCAUUGUUUCGGGAUCGAAAGACAAAUCCGCUAUUAUAUGGGACUUGUCAAGAUACAAAUAUGUGCGACCUUUACUCAAUCACGUAAGCGUGGUCGCAGCCGUUAACAUUAAUGAACUAACGGGUGAGAUUGCAACUUGUUCUGCUACUUGGCUAUACGUAUGGUCAAUAAACGGCGAUUGUUUGGCGAAAGUUAAUACCAGUGUUGGAUGCGCAGAUCAGAUGCAACAAAUUUUGUGCGUGACCUUCUCAUACAAAAACGAGUGGGACAGUGACAACGUUAUCGUAACAGGAUCCACCGAUGGAGUUGUAAGGAUGUGGUCAUUGGAUUACGUACAAAUACCAACGGAACGGCAAAGUUGCAGUGAAAGUCACCUUUAUGAUGAAAAUGAGAAGAAUAACCCCGCGUCUGAUCAAGGAACAGUUUUGAGAUCUUCAUCUACGAGCAGCAUUUACGAGUCACACCAUAUGGAAAAAAAUGAAACCACCGAAACCACAGAAACCGAAUGUACUAGUGAUGUUUGUUUAAAGAAUGCUCCAACAACCUCGAAGGCCCGUUCGAUCGAUCAUCAGUUGGAUAGAAUAGAAACUAUUGAUAGUCAAUUAACAAACCAUGACAAUACACAUAAAACAAAGAAAACUUUUCGAUGGCAUCGUCAACUAAUAUUUCGCACCAAGCUAACAAUGCACACGGCAUAUGACCGCAAGGAUAACGUUGAACCAGCAAGUAUAACCGCGCUAACUAUAUCAGCCGAUCACCGAACCGUGUUUGUGGGAGAUGCGCGAGGGAGAAUUUACGCAUGGAUUGUGGCAGAUCAACCAGGAAGAGUUAUAACCAACCAAACAACCAAUGAAACCUCUUCUGAUCAAUGCAUUGGAUGCAAAAUGCGCUUCCAUCGUAAUGAACGUAGAAAUACUUGCCGAAACUGUGGACAAGAAUUUUGCAAUAAAUGUAGUCAUUUCGAGUCUACAAUUUUCCAUCUACGGAUACGUAUGCCGGUCCGUGUGUGCAAAAUUUGUUAUUCACAAUUAAAAGGGACAAAUAACGUUUAGGUAGUUUAAUUGUGUAUAUAAAUACCAUAAUCAGUAUAAAUAUCUGUGUGUAUAGCAAAAACAACAUGUUAUGACGUGAACAAUAGAAAGAAUUUUGAUAGCCAGUUCAAUAUAAUAGAGUAUGGUGGGGUAAAAGUACGACCUUAAGGCUGUACUAUUUUUAGAAAAUUUUGCAGUUGUUUUUCCGAAAAACCAAGAACAGCAUUGGAUCCGUUAGACUUUUAUCUCUUUUCUAAAAAAUUACGAAGAUAAUCGAUCGACGCAUUUGAUAGUAGUAGUGAAAAUGCCUUACUGCUAUAGAAACGUACUCUUACCCCACCUCUGGGGCAAAAGUUCGAAUGAUGUGGGGUAAAAGUACGACAUUUAGAAUUCCACAAUUCUGCAUGAAGUCAAUAGGAAAAUCAUUUUAUAUCAAUCUUUGCUUACAGCAGUAACUUCUGUGUUCGCUUCUGAUACAAAUCCAAUACAUGGGCAAACAACCUGCGCGAAUUUGGAGUUCUCCACUAAUUGUCCAUUUUCAACAGGUUUACGAAAUCCAGUUCUCAUCGUAUUUGAGCAUUUUUUUGCGCGAGCAAGUCUUUGUAAAUACAAGAAUAUGUGCUUAUGUUCCUAUUGAAUUUUAGAAAGAAGUUGAAACUUUUCGUCCAGAUUUCCGUCAGUAGACUCUGUAUAUCAUUCGUACUUUUGCCCCAUUUGAAGUUCGUACUUUUGCCCCUUCAAGAUUUCUUGUGAUUCACAGUUUGUUGUGCAAAACAGUGAAAUAUUUAUUAAAUUCUUUCUUCGGCAUUUGCUAGUGGUUGAAAACAAAUGAUCAGACACAUAAAGACUUUCAUAGAAAGCUAGAAUUUUGAUUGCUCAAACAUGUUUGCCGUUAUUUAAAAUAUUACAUCAAUUGGGCAAAAAAGCUGCUUUACCUCAUUUUUCGAAGUAUUUUCAAUUUUUCCAAAUAAAAAUUAUGUCUGGAUGAAGGCAGUCCAAAUCACUAUCAAUCCACGCCAGAGUUUUGAAUUUUACUAUUCUCGGUUUGUGAUAAUCUCGAAACGUACUUUUACCCAACUCGUACUUUUACCCCACCUUACUCUAGAACAUAAUUUAGGCAAUACUAUGUUGAUUAUGAUGUUGAGAACACGUAUAUAAUAAAGGGAAGUAUAGAACUAA
Molecule: messenger RNA, 11497 nt
Organism: Uranotaenia lowii
Lineage: Eukaryota; Metazoa; Arthropoda; Insecta; Diptera; Culicidae
Gene: bchs
Product: WD repeat and FYVE domain-containing protein 3
Exons: 30
Coding region: 236-10339 (3367 amino acids)
Molecular function (GO): protein binding; metal ion binding
Source: RefSeq, a predicted model, not a curated record